This is a messenger RNA of Dioscorea cayenensis subsp. rotundata (Guinea yam), 470 nucleotides long. RefSeq names its product LOB domain-containing protein 30-like. Gene Ontology annotation, biological process: positive regulation of DNA-templated transcription; hormone-mediated signaling pathway. Lineage: Eukaryota; Viridiplantae; Streptophyta; Magnoliopsida; Dioscoreales; Dioscoreaceae. Gene Ontology annotation, cellular component: nucleus. The transcript has 2 exons. Bases 48 to 470 code for a protein of 140 amino acids. The record is from RefSeq and is a predicted model, not a curated record.
GGAGGACGGAGAGAAUUGGAUAGAUUGGUCAUCUUGUUUUAUUCAUUAUGGCUGAAGAACAAAGUAACAUGAGUGGCUCCAUUAGAAGCAAUAGCAAUGGAGGUGAAGGUGGUGAUGGUGAUUAUUGCGGAGCUUGUAAGUAUUUGAGAAGAAAGUGUGCACCUGAUUGCAUAUUUGCACCAUACUUUAACUCGGAGCAAGGUGUUGCCGACUUUGCCAUAGUCGAAAAAGUUUUCGAGCCAAGCAAUGUGUCUAGACUUCUACAUGAGAUCCCUGAUCACCAUAAUCGACUAACAGCCGUAAAGGCCAUCAUUUGUGAUGCUCAAGUCCGUAUUGAUGAUCCCAUCUAUGGUUGCUGUGGUCGUAUUUUGAAGUUAGAAAAACGAUUGCGGAGUCUACAAGAGCAGAUACAGAAGAAAGAAAAGGUUAAGCGAGAUCUAGAAAAGCAGAUACAGAAUUUACAGAAAUAG